This is a messenger RNA of Sinocyclocheilus rhinocerous, 1232 nucleotides long. Its product is annotated as phosphoglycerate mutase 1. Gene Ontology annotation, biological process: glycolytic process. Gene Ontology annotation, molecular function: intramolecular phosphotransferase activity. The transcript has 3 exons. NCBI's taxonomy places the organism in Eukaryota, Metazoa, Chordata, Actinopteri, Cypriniformes, Cyprinidae. The record is from RefSeq and is a predicted model, not a curated record. The annotation marks the transcript as partial.
GGCGAGGCGCAGGUGAAGAUCUGGAGACGCUCCUACGACAUCCCACCUCCACCCAUGGACCCCGAGCACGACUUCUACUCCGCCAUCAGCAAGGACCGUCGCUACGGCGACCUGACGGAGGACCAGCUGCCCGCGUGCGAGAGCCUGAAGGACACUAUCGCUCGAGCGCUGCCGUUCUGGAACGAGGAAAUCGUUCCUCAAAUCAAGGAGGGCAAGAGGGUCCUCAUCGCUGCUCACGGCAACAGCCUGCGAGGAAUCGUCAAACACCUGGAGGGUAUGUCAGAGAAGGCGAUUAUGGAGCUGAAUCUGCCCACAGGAAUUCCCAUCCUUUAUGAGCUGGACAAGAACCUGAAGCCUGUGAAGCCCAUGCAGUUCCUGGGAGAUGAAGAGACUGUCCGCAAAGCCAUGGAGGCCGUCGCUGCUCAGGGCAAAGCCAAGAAGUAGAUUAUUACUUCACGCAAUCCUCCUCACAAAUGCAACCAGUGUUAUACCGUGAGCCUAGAACCAAACCACUGACCAAUCAUUCAUUUCCAAAUGCUCUCAAUCGGGACCAUCCCAAUACAAUUGAAAUGUAACUGCUUGGGUAUGUGUGUAAAUGCAGUGAAACUGAGCCACGAGGAGGGAUUUUAGCUUUAUAUAGUCUCGGCACUGAAGAUCCUCGGUCGCACAUUUCAAAUGAUAGCACAUGUGUUUGUCUGUGAUGGCAUGGCUUUGACAACUGUUGCCAGGCAACAGCAUAUAUUAAUCACCGGGUGGGCUGCAGAAGUUUUGUGUGAUUCAUGCUUUGUACCGCUGCUAAAUAUCUCUGAACACCCACAGAAAUGUUCUUGAAAUAUCCCACGAGAUCUGCGUAACGGUUCGUUUUUAGGAUUCACCUACACCUAGAGUCGAGAAGUGAGUUUGGUUGGUGAUUAACAGCAGAUUAUAUUCCCGUGAGCUUUUUGGAGACGUCAUUUUCUGUCACUUUUUCUGUGGUAAAUGUCACUGUAUGUUGAAGAUGUGCUGUAAUCCAUGUCACGUUCAAUGCAUUUUGACCCAAGUCUCCUGCAAACAUUCACCAUUAAGGAAAUGUUGAAUAUUGUGCCCCAAUAUUCAGUAAUUAUAUCAUUUUGUCUGUUCUUUUGCAUUUUGUUUGUACAGCAAUUGUUACAAUUAUUUUGCUUGACUGAAAGAUAGUUAUAUGUACACAUAUGUGAGUUUAUGUGCAAGCCCUAAUAAAUGUUGGCUUACUU